GUCCCUCUGUUUUCUUAUGAAAUUGACGGUGUCCUCUGUUAAUGUUAAGUCGACGGCCUUAUGGUAGGUGUCUCCUAGCAACCUCUUCUUUAUGUUUUCACUGGCGACUCCCCAAACAAAUUGGUCACAAAGAUGGCUUUCCAAAUUGUUUCCAAAAUCGCAAUAGAUUGACAAUUUCUUUAGCUUAGCUACGUACGUUUUGACAUCUUCUUCUUGAGACUGCCUACAUUCCUUAAAUUUGUAGUGCUCCAUGAUGACGCUUGGCGUUGACUGUUUGUGAUUCUUCAUGACUUCUGUGAGCUCGGUUAUUUACAUCUGCGAUGGCAUCCUUGGAGAGACCAAAUCCUUGAUGAGGGCAUACCCUUUCGUACCCAACAUUGUCAAAAAUAAGACUACAUGCUUGUCACUAGGUCUGUGCGAGUCAAAAUUGAAAUUUUGUUUGUUUUGAUAGCAAAAUAAACCUGGGAUGUUAAAAAUCUACUUAUAUACUACGAUUGUCGAAUUUUUCCACAUAUCUGACGAAUACUAUGGUUUUUCCGACGAAUACUAUGGUUUUUCCGUGUUUCGUAACAAUGAUAUGUUGCUUAAAGCUUCGAGUCCUUUUCGAGUUUUUUUUCGAGCUUUUGCCUAAAAAAUAACUCGAUUGGUUAUUUGGACUGAUUUUUCAGCCUAUCAACAUUUUUUGCUUUUGUAAUCUAUUGAAUCUGUUAAAUCCGUAUAUUAACUUAAAAUCUAAACGCUUAUUAUAUAUUAUUAUGUUUUUGGUUUAAUUAUUCGCACCAUAAUGUCGUAACCAAAUGUAAAACUCGACUUUUUACUCGCACACCUCUACUUGUCAUUUCUAACUUCGAACAGUACUGUCUAUACAGUACUGUUCGAGUCUUUCAAUCCAUAACGACCAGUCAUCGUUGAAUGAACACUCUAUGAGUGAGCCUAUUGUGUACUUUAUUAUUGUUUCGACACGACGGAAGCUAUCACUAUUUGCCAAAUCCGCUAAUAGAGAACAGACAUGAAUUUUAAAACCUUUUUUAAAAUAAAGUUAAGGAUAAAUCUUACACAAAAGUACAAGGGUCACGAUUUUUUACUGCAAUAUUUGUCAAGUAAUAUUGCGUUGAAAAUUCCGUUUCAUACGUUCCGUUUCGUACGUUUUAACGAUUGAGAGCUCACGUGAUCAAUAUGGCGGCGCGAAGGAUGAAAAUAUAUAUGGAUGUAUAAACGCAUGUCAAUUUUAAUACAUAAAAUAACCUUAUUGUUUUCUAUAAAAUCAUAAUAGAGAUGAGAGAUAAUUCUUCAAAAUCAAAAUAGAUUUAUGAUGACUGAAUUUAUGUACUUAAAUGCCCGUACGUUAGGUUAGGUCUUUAUCCUUUGAGCCGCCAUAUAGGAGAGCUGUCGUUUUAAAAACUACUCAAACAUAAGAAUUAAUCAUAUUAGGGACUAGAGGUAUUAAAUCAGCCAAAAAGUGAUGCAUAACGUAUUCUUAUGCUAUUUCCUACUGUAUAUAAGUAUUUAUAUGUAUAUAGCAAAAUCAUGUCUGUUCCCUAUUGCUUUGCUGCUUCUAAAGCUGCCUUUUCUUCCUUCAGUCGCUCCAGCUCUUCUUUGUUUGCUUUUUCCCGCUCCAUAAGCUCUUGUUCGAAUUCCUCUAACUCCUCUUGCGACCGUUUUGGAGGCAUCUUCGAUUAUUCGUGUAAUGUGAGUAGAGUAUCAGAUUCUCUAUAUUUAGUUAUCCCGAAAUAAAAAAAAACAUCCAAAAAUGUGCAGUAGUCGCCGAAAAAAGCGAGUGAAAAGAUGCGACGCUGCGUGCAGCGCGCCUGUAUAUCUAUACAUAGGCGCGCUUCCCCUCAUUCCCCCACUCCUCGCACGCUCGCGCGCGCUCGGCCGCUUUUGCCGAUUUUUAACUACAUGUUUCGACCAUUUCAAUACAUUUCUACAAAAACUUGGAAUAUACAUCUUUUAGUAUUUUACUUAUACUUUUGAAUGCUGGUAUUAGAAUUAAAAUCUGACCAUUUGUAACGCAAGAAGGCUUCCGAUAAAAAUAUGCAUACAAUUGAAAUUGCAAUUGCGCAAAAACUAUUGGUACGACAGUGCCUGCCUUUCACACACUUAAAGUUGAUAUAACUAUCUACCUCUGUGCUAAAUGUGUUACACUGGGAACGCCAGCACCGGUACAACAGUCCGGUCCGCGUUUAAUAUUCCGGUGCUGCGCUGUUGUUAUAAAAUUGUUCCGUGUCAGCUGAUUAAGUUUGUUUUUACGUAGUUGUUACCUCUUAACAUUACAAAGUACACAAAUAUAUUUUUUAAUGAUAUAUGUAAUAGUUUAUAUAAUUUUCUAUAUUAUUAAUAUGAAUCUUGAAAUGCAAAAUCUAAUCUAUAGUGUUUAAACAUUUAAAUUAUGGAUUCAAUAAAACCCUAUAACUAAACAAAUUAUUUUUUAUUUAUUUCCUAUUAUUUAUUAUUUAUUCUAUUAUUAUAUUAAUUAUAUAUAUCAAAAUUAUAGAAUGUAUUGUCUGCAGUAACCCGUUAUCGGCGACUUCACGCUCGGACACGGCAAGAGUUUGCGACUUCAACGUCUGUACGUCAGUUGUUAUACGUCAUUUCUUCCAGACCUUCCAGGUCCAGCACUUCCAGCAGCCACGACAAUCAACAAUGCCGGAGCCGGAGCAACGUAACGAUCACAUUGACGCGGAAUUUCAAAUUGUGUUACCGAAUUCGUUUUUGAGAAAUUAAGAGUAACAUAAACAUAACGUCUCUCUCUUCGCCAGCUGAAAGGACCGAACUGCCUUAAAAUGUACUAUAUUAAUGCAAAAUUCAAUUAAUUUAAUAGACAAAUUAACAAUCAUGAAUGGUAAUCGUAUAAAUUUAGAGAUUGAUGAUUGGAUUUCUUCUUCUACGCUCCCUGAUAGGAGAUAAGGUAGGAAAGGACAAACAGACAGGGUACAAAGAAUAGAGAUAAUACUGAGUGCUGGUUGAGACUAGAUUCCAUUUCUAAAAGGAAGAUUGCGAUAGUAUCGAAUUGAAGCUCUUACAGAGCCAAUUCAGACCGUUAUCAAAAAAUUUCGUUGGUGGGUACAGUGGAAAUAGGGAGUAACUUCCGAGAGUUCAACAACAACAGAAUCGCUAAGCCAACUUCUAGUAUACUUAUUAAACUAUGUACAAGUUGACUAGGUCUGUUCGCACCGGCGGCCAAGCCGUGACUGCCUGAUGAAAGUGAGCUUCCAAGCUCCCCUCGCGCUCGUCACGUCGUGGUGCUCCGCUAGGCGACGCGUCGGGCCGCAUGUGGUGGUAGGAGGGGACCGCCAUAUAGAUAGUAGACCUCUUCUUUGCUACGUUUUGAACAAGACACGACUGAACAACUGAACUGAACCUAUUGUAGAAAGGCUCCAGAAGAGCCGUACGGCAGUCCCGCCAUCUACGACACUAAGGGCCCAGACACGCAAAAAACAUAAGUCGCGGGACAUAAGUUUUAACAUUGGUUACUAUAUCUAUAUAUAGCGGAAUAGGUAACUUAUUUCCAGUUAAAUCCACUUAUUUCUUUCUAUAUAAAAAUAGUAACCUAACCAGUGUUAAAACUUAUGUCUGACACCUAUGUUUCUAGCGUGCCCGAAGCCUUAAGAUAGCCUUGUACUGCGGCCUUAACCAUCAUUAGCGUUCUCCUGCAGAAGGUCUAUACUUAUAUUUCUAAGUAACAGUUAUGUACUAUACAGUUAGUACAGCUGCGUCUUUGGUUGUACAGACCUCUGGUGCCACUAACCACAAAAAAGAAGAAUACAGUUUCUGAAUAGUAGUGUAAUUGUUUGAAAGCAGACAACCCUAAGAACAAAAUAUGCCUCGUGCAGAAGAUAUUUUGAGAGGAUUUCAAAUUAAUUGGAUAAAUUUACGUGAUGCUGAUACUGGAAAACUCUUGUGGCAAGGAAAUGAAGACUUGUCAGUGCCAGAUAUUGAACACGAAGCACAUGUGCCAAAAAAAAUACUACGUUGUCGUGCAGUAUCUCGAGAAAUCAAUUUCAGUACAGCAGAACCAAUGGAAAGAUUUAGAUUGGAACAAAAGGUUUUGUUUAAAGGACGCUGCUUAGAAGAGUGGUUCUUUGAACUUGGCUUUGUUAUUCCUAAUAGUACUAAUACAUGGCAAAGUUUAUUUCAAGCUGCACCAGAAAGUCAAAUGAUGCCAGCAAAUGUUUUAAAUGGGAACAUGGUGAUUGAAACUAAAUUCUACGAUGAUAAUCUCUUAUUAGCAACAAGUCGACUGCGAUUAUUUUAUGAUUAAUUAUUUUGUAUUAUUAUAAUUGUUAAUUAUUCUGUAAAUUUUAAAAAUACUAAGUUAAAUAUUAACAAUGGAUAUUUUUUAUAUAAAAACUUGAAUAGUAUAUUUAAGCUAAAGCUAUAGAAAAGAAUAUUACUGCUAUACGAAAAUGAAGGUAAUAGAAAAACAAAUUGUGAUGAGCUUCUAUGUAAAUCCCAGUUUUAAGAGAAAUUAAUUUAUCAUUUAAAUUAUCUUAUAAUUUCUGCUGGUCAUUGUGCAUUUAUAUGCUUUUUUGCGUUUAUGCAUUAUUCAUGUCAUAUUGAAAAAUAUUAAUUCAUGUAAAAUGUUUGAACCCUGUACAAAUUUUUUAUAUAAAGGAAGCAUUAAUGCACAUUUUUAUAUUAUAAAAUAUAAAAUAAUAAAAUUAAGCACUUGUUGAUCCUUGACACCUUCCUCAAAGUAUUAUUUGGAAAAUUUUAAAUUGAAUUUUCUAAAGGACGAGGAAAAAGUUUUUGUUAUCCAUUAAAAAUUAUGUAACAAUGCAAAAUCAUCAAAUAAAUCAAUCAUCAGUAAAAAA
Messenger RNA from Nasonia vitripennis (jewel wasp), 4814 nucleotides. RefSeq names its product retinal rod rhodopsin-sensitive cGMP 3',5'-cyclic phosphodiesterase subunit delta. Gene Ontology annotation, cellular component: cytoplasm. Lineage: Eukaryota; Metazoa; Arthropoda; Insecta; Hymenoptera; Pteromalidae. The transcript is spliced from 4 exons. The coding region runs from base 3821 to 4261 and encodes 146 amino acids. Gene Ontology annotation, molecular function: RNA polymerase II transcription regulatory region sequence-specific DNA binding; DNA-binding transcription factor activity, RNA polymerase II-specific. The record is from RefSeq and is a predicted model, not a curated record. Gene Ontology annotation, biological process: regulation of transcription by RNA polymerase II; sensory perception of light stimulus.